This is a messenger RNA of Aspergillus wentii DTO 134E9, 3190 nucleotides long. RefSeq names its product Sin1 family protein. The coding region runs from base 311 to 2887 and encodes 858 amino acids. The record is from RefSeq and is a predicted model, not a curated record. The transcript has 3 exons. Lineage: Eukaryota; Fungi; Ascomycota; Eurotiomycetes; Eurotiales; Aspergillaceae. Gene Ontology annotation, molecular function: phosphatidylinositol-4,5-bisphosphate binding. Gene Ontology annotation, cellular component: cytoplasm; plasma membrane; TORC2 complex. Gene Ontology annotation, biological process: TORC2 signaling.
GUCUUCCAUCCUCCCCCUCAACCAGCGGUGCGGUGCAGUUGGGCCACUUUUCUCUCACAGUUCUUACUUUUACAUUCUUUUUUUCUUUGUCGGGCUGGCCCUGUUUGAGACUGAAGCACUCCUUUUUUGUUAUCGAUCGCGUUGGAACCCCUCGGCGCAUCUAUUCAUUCUACCUGCGGACCGCGACGAUGCUAUUCAACUAUUGACAGCACAGCGCUUCUUCCCAACCCCAACUGAGUACUGUUCUAUGAUUAUCAAGGACAUUCAUCAUUCUAUUCCUUCCUGAACCAUCCAUUACAGUCGUCUGAAAAUGUCUCUCCUUCACAACGAAGAUUUUGCAAUAUGGCAGCUACGUACAUCUUAUCUAUCCACGAUCAAAGAUGGGAUAGGCGACCGUCUCAUCAAUGUCAACAAUUCCGUCCUUAACACCCCCGGCUUUCGCGCGGCCGGCUGGUCUUCGCCCUCUACGAAUAUCAAUACGCAAACUGCCGCAGCCCACAUUAAGCGCACUUACUCCCCGCCCAUUCCUACCACCGCUGCGGUGUCGUCUGAAUAUUAUCGCCUUGGUGCCUCAAGAGACGCGAAUGAAGCUAGGAGAUCUAGACUCGGGUACGAGGGAGAAGACGAAGAAGGGGGCAUGGUUACUGGCAAAAGCAACACAGAUGUUAUUGGGCGCAGGCACAACGGACGGGGUACGAAAAAGACACGCCGGAGAGACCGCCAACACCAUGAAGAUCACAGACCAGCAGAGGUGGAUGAGGACGAUAGCAGUGAUCUGAGUGACGAAAGUGACGAUGAUGGGGAAGCCGCUUCAAGCAACAAGAUGAAAUUCCCCAAGCUGCCCAUACGGAUUAGAUCCGGGUCCUCGCCAAUACGCGCAACCGAUCGCCAGGAAAGACCGGAAGUUAUGGUCACAGCUCCUUCGCAUCAUUCGAAGGCGAAUAGUCACUAUCGUACAGGAUCCCUGGGGACUGCUGUCUCGGGGAGUCAUCAUCAUCAUCAGCGUCCGCGACGCGACACAACGACCAGUAGCGACUUGUCAUCUGACAAUGAAAUGGAUACCUCCUACAAGAGCCGACAGAUCCAGUUUUCAGGUCAAGAUCAAAUCAUCCAUCAUCCCGGGAAAAGACAUCAUGGAGCUGGGGGUACGGCCGAAUCUAUCAGCGUUAGGGAUAUUAAUGGGCACGGUGAAGACUCUGGCGCUGAGUCUGUGGGAUCAGCGAUCUCUUCCGAGUUCGAUGCCACGGCAGGAUCUGGCUCGCUUCUUGAAGGUGUCGUCGGUAUUACCGGCAGCCUGGACUCUUCAUCGCCAAUGGCGCUGAUGCAUAAGUUGCCAAAUGGAACAGGCUCUCAAUCUGCAUCCCCGAGGAAACCCAAAACGCCAGCACCAGAGUUACAAGACUUGCCUCCUCCUAGGCCCAUUAGCACGGUACAGCCUAUUAGUUUACUUUCGACAGCGCUGAAUGCGCGCAAGAAAGUGCCGACCAACCCGGUUGAGAAAUUUGCAGUGCUCUCCGGUGAAGGGUUGGGUGAUGCCUUGAACAUCAAACUUUACGUGCCUUUCUCUUCCGAUCCUGAAGAGCCAUUAGACCUGCCGCUUGCUCGAGAAUCUAAACUUGCAGAGCAGCCGGCCCCGGUCAUUGUUGUUGAGGCCAUUGGGCUUGCCCUCUGGAAAUACUCCGAAGAGCGCUGUGAGCCGGCCAUUGAGCGCAGCAAGUUGACAGUCAACAGGUGGACCCUUAGGAUGGUAGAGGAUGGCGAAGUGGAAUAUGAUUUUCCAGCUCUGGGACGCACGUCGACUAUUACUGAUUUCACUUCGAACAAUAACAGAGCUGCUGGCGCCAGAGGGCGGUCGAGGGGUAAACCGUAUGACGAAUUUGCUCUGGUGGAAGCCUCUCAAUCAGAAUUCGAGGAGAACGAGCGCCAGUUCCCACAAUUCAGUCACGAUCUUACUGCGGAGGAGAGCGGCGAUCAGGCCACGACGCCCACUGUCCCGACACACCAGCAGGCUCAGCCGACUAAGGCUGCAACUACGCGACUGAACCCGAUUCUUGGACAGCCAUUCUCAUCCGCUUUGAAUGAUAGUACCCUCACCCCAGCCGAUCGGCCAGCGGUGCCCACUUCUCAUGCCACGCCCCGCAUGGGAGUCUCAAAGACCCUCAAGAUCCGGUUCAUCAAUUUGGAGGCUUCUACCCAUGUUAUGACCAUAAACACAUCCACCGAUAGCUAUAUUGCAGAGAUUUUGGACACGGUGUGCAAACGAUGGGGCUUGGACAAGGGCAAUUACCUGCUAAAGGUGAUGGGAUCUAAUACAAUUGCGCCAUUGGAUCGCAUGGUGGAAGCUCUUAAGAACAUCACGGAGCUAGACCUCGUGCGCCGGCGAUUUGGCGCAGGUCCAUUGACAUUGACCGGAUCUCCUGGCAGCUCAUCACCCAAUGCACCUCUUCAAAUCGACGGCAACAACAACGCCACCAGCGGCGCCACGACCAAGAAGGGCAAGAAAAGCCAGCAACAGGUUCUUUCCCCGCUCACCCAGAAACAGGAUCUUAUUGGAGGAUAUUACCGGCGUUAUCACGUAUUCCGCAAACAAUCCAUGUCUUUUACUGCGUCCAACCAUAAGAUUCUGACCUUUGACAAUGACUACAUGCACAUUAUGCCUGGGGACACCACCAAGGCAGGCUCAGACGCGAAGACGCGCUCGAUCAAUUUCAACGACGUUGUUGGAUGCAAAGUGAGUCGACGACACCCCAAGAGCUUCCGCGUCGUGGUCCUCCGUGGCAACGAUGCCAACGAACAGAAGCGGUAUGAUUUUGAGGCACGGAAUCCUCUUGAAGCGGUUGAGAUUGUCGAUGAGAUCAAGAAGAACAUGGCCCAUUAUCGGAUCUAGGUCUCGGUGUUUUGAUGGGAUUGUUCUCAUUAUUAUAUUAAUUUACUAGCCUUUGGUUGGUAGUCGCACAGAGUCUGAUGGUUGACUUGUAUGUGCCGUAAAAUUUUGAAUUGAACAUCUCUAUGAUCGAUCUUCCUUGCACUUUUAGUAAAUGAAUAGUUCCUGUAUUCACCACCACUAAUUCUAAAAAGAAUAGUGAAGUGUACAUGAACUGGGAGUCCGAUAUAUAUUUCCCCAUUUUACUAUUCACUUUUACCAUGUUAACAACAAUAUACACUAUCAAUAUGAUAUAGGAAAACAUGA